Striga asiatica is the source of this 408-nucleotide messenger RNA. NCBI's taxonomy places the organism in Eukaryota, Viridiplantae, Streptophyta, Magnoliopsida, Lamiales, Orobanchaceae. The record is from the annotation of a GenBank genome assembly.
AUGAUGGGACUUCUUCUUUCUUCCCUGAUUGAGAAUGCAUGCUGGCUGACGGGUGCUGAACCUCCUUUGACUUUCAUGGUCCGGAAAACGUCAGUUGAUGACCACCAUCGGACAUACGGAAAGAACAUCUUGCCCUCUCUGUCAUCCGGCAUUAUCACGAAAGCAGCCCCGGUGACCUUUCUCAUCAUAUGUGCCCAGUAUUCUGCCAGUUCCGAAAAGGUUAAAGAUGAAGCGCUUGACGUCGUGACCGGGUGCCAGAAUGAAAAAAAAGGUCAAAACAAAAUUGUCUUGCAAACUGGUGGAGAUUGUACGGUUAUGCCCGAAGCACGUUGCCCUGCCGUAACGUCAGAAUGCCGCAUCGCAUGGAGAUCAGAUACUAUCUUUGAUGCAUUUUCACAACAGCAAUAA